Molecule: messenger RNA, 1134 nt
Organism: Pediculus humanus corporis (human body louse)
Lineage: Eukaryota; Metazoa; Arthropoda; Insecta; Psocodea; Pediculidae
Exons: 5
Coding region: 1-1134 (377 amino acids)
Biological process (GO): postsynaptic membrane assembly; chemical synaptic transmission; neuron cell-cell adhesion
Cellular component (GO): cell surface; postsynaptic membrane; synapse
Molecular function (GO): neurexin family protein binding; signaling receptor activity
Source: RefSeq, a predicted model, not a curated record
AUGAAAAGUCAUUAUCGCGGUCAUAAAAUGGCGAUAUGGUUAAAUUUAAUUCCGCAACUUCAUCAACCCGGCGAUGAAGAUGUCAGCAUGAGGCAUCAUCACUUUCACGAAAGAGCUGAUAAAUUUUAUCAGGGAAUCGUUCAACCGGAAUCCUUAACACGUCCCUCUCCGAGGUAUUUACCAGCGAGUCCGCAAACUCAUUUAACGACUAUAACGGAUUGUUUACCUGGUAUGACGGAAAUGUCGAUGACAACCGAAAAUGAUAUCGAUACAGAUGUUGACGACGAUGACGGUGACGAAGUUGGUAUACUACAAAGGCUUGCCGAUAGCGGUUAUCAUAGUUAUGCAGCCGCUUUAGGAGUAACCGUUGGUGUUGGAUGUCUUUUGCUUAUAUUAAAUUUAUUAAUAUUCGCGGGUAUUUAUUAUCAGAGGGGUAAAAAUCAAAAAGGAAGAAAAAGAAAUCGGAGGUACAAUGCGGAAAACGUACAGGAAUCCGAUUGCGAAUCAUCUCAGACUCCGGCGGAAUCAUCAGGUGCUCACGUUAUUAAAUUACAAGAACCUCCUCCGUGUUAUACAUCCGUUGCUACGAACACUCUCGAAAGAAACGUACAACCGGCGUUAAAAACUAACAAAGCAAAAGAACCGCCGACACCGCCGAUGAGAACGUGCAGCAAUGUUAAAAAAAGGGUUGGGAAAACUGCAUUAGCUAAUUUUCUGUACGAAUCUUACGAAAAAAUAAUUAACGUUAAUGAAGGAGGAGGAGGAGAUACGAAACCGACAAAAGCCGUGAGAAUUUUAGAAUUUUUUGUCGAUGGAAUCAAAACGAAAAACGUCUUCCAAAAAAAAAUAGCCAUAGAAUUAUGGGAUUGUAGCGGUGGAAGCAGGUAUCAAUCAUGUUGGCCGGCCAUACAACACGAAGUUCAAGGGAUUAUAUUCGUACACACGGAUAAUUUACCGGAAGAAGUAUCCUCUUUGCGAACGCUUUAUCAUCAUUUCGUUGAGGAAACGAAUUUUCCAGAAUCCCGGUGUUUGGUUGUUAAAAAUCAAACCGGAAACGGCGACGAUUUAAUUAUUGAAAAAAAUCCUUUGCCAAAUUUAAAUCACGUCGUUGCUAAUUAUUUUUAUCGACAUUAA